This is a messenger RNA of Lizanozyma spartinae, 1878 nucleotides long. RefSeq lists its product as uncharacterized. Gene Ontology annotation, cellular component: mitochondrial inner membrane. The record is from RefSeq and is a predicted model, not a curated record. The transcript is spliced from 2 exons. The coding region runs from base 1 to 1878 and encodes 625 amino acids. NCBI's taxonomy places the organism in Eukaryota, Fungi, Ascomycota, Pichiomycetes, Serinales, Debaryomycetaceae. Gene Ontology annotation, biological process: mitochondrion inheritance.
AUGGCGACAAACUAUGGUAUUAAGGGGACCCUGGAUAUGAAUAAGGAGGAUGAAGCUAAACAUAUGCCAUCGUCCUUAGAGGCUGCACAUUUGCUUCCUUCAUUACCACCACCAGUACGUGAACACUUUUCUGCAUUGCCUCCUGCUUCCCAAAACCACUUCACUAAGCAAACGUUAUUAUCACAAGCCCCCAAUGCUUUGUCUCGUUUACUUGUGCGUAUCCGCUGGACUUUGACUAGGAAUAGACCCACCAGACCCACCGAUUAUCUUUCGGCAUUCUUGUCGUCUGUUGUCAUGGGGAACAUCAUUUGGAUAGUAUUGGGGACCACGACAUUUGGAUUAUUUGGAAUGUAUCUCCUAUACUAUUUCGACCAUAUAUGGAGGAAAAUCGACAGCACUACAGAGUCUCUGAAGAAAUCAAGAGGUGACAAUUCAACUAGCAGUGGGGACAUUUCUGAUAGGGGGAUCUUGAGUUCGUUUACAAGUGCUGUUUUGUCACAUGGAUUAGGAUUGAAGUUUCUGUUCACCAAAGGUCACAUCUUACCAGAAUUUGAAGAUGGAAUGCUUAAAUUCAAAAAGGUACAUCUUUGUUCGGUUGAUAAUGACUUUAAAACCAUGACUUUUGAAGCCAGUAUCGAGUCUUUGAAUUUAUCUCUUUCCUUCAAUAAAUGGUAUGAAGGUAACGGGUUGAUCUACGAAGCAGAAAUAAACGGGUUGAAUGGGAAAAUCUAUGAAAAGAAUGUUGAACCUUCUGCCUUGGUGCUUCGAGAAUCAUUGGAACGGAAUCUUGAAAAUACCAAAGUUGUACCUGAAGAAUCCCCUUAUAACUUCACUCGAUUCAACGAGAACCAUUAUCAGUAUGAUGAUGAAUAUGAGGUGAAAAAUCCCAAUAUGCAAAUCAAACUUUUUGAUCCAAACUAUAAGUUAGACAGCUUGAGGAUUCUUGAUUCAUAUGUUGAAGUAUUUGAGCCAGGCCAACACUCAAACCCCAUGAAAAUUGGUAUAUUUAAUUGUGAACUUCCCAAACUUUCAGGCGAUAGAUUACUCUUGGAUUUCUUUGACGCUAGUAAUGUUACCGGGUCGAUAAACGAUUCCAUGUUUUCAAUUCACAAGCAUCAGCAAUUCAAUCUGGAUGGAGGUAACAUCGUGAGAUUUAAAUUGGAUGGGAUUAACUUGAAAUCAAUGGGGUAUGAGAAUCUGAACUUGAAUUGGAUAGUCCAUGGAAGAGCAGACAUCACUGCCGAUAUCAACAUUCCUGAAACAACAGAAACUGAACAAUUCAAUUUAUCCAGUGAGUAUAAAAGAGUGAGCAAAUUCUGUUCAAAUGUCAUGAAGGAUUUGGGUAAUUUAACUGCCGAAAGGAACGAAACAAACGAGAAUACUUCUACUUCCACUAAUGGGUUGGAGGGUAGCAAUAACAAGAAUUUACUUCGUGGGGCAUUAGAUGCUUUGUAUGCCACAUUCACAAGGGAAGAAGAACAAACAAGAGAUCCUAGUGCUCAAUAUGUAUUGGUGAAUGUUAAGAUGAAAUUCUAUGAUCUUAAGGCAUCAUUACCAAAAACCAUGCCUCGAUCUAAGACUACAGACGUUCCAUUCAUUGACCUCCAGUCAUUGAGAUCUUUAAUAACUUUCAUCAACAGUUCUGACAGAAACCCCGUCGUCAUCAACACUUUGGUGAUUGAGAAAAUGAGCGACUUGUACAAUGUGGAUAAGAUUAGUGAAACAAGAAUGUUUGACUUGAUCAUGAGUGAUGUCUAUCAUGAAUUACUCAAGAUGAGCAAACAGGAAACACAACGAAUUAUGGAACAGAGGGCCAAUAUGUGGUCUCAUUCAUUAGCAAGUCAGUUGCUAUUGUUAGGGUUAGGUGCAAUUGUAUAA